Paramuricea clavata is the source of this 16582-nucleotide messenger RNA. The record is from the annotation of a GenBank genome assembly. NCBI's taxonomy places the organism in Eukaryota, Metazoa, Cnidaria, Anthozoa, Malacalcyonacea, Plexauridae.
AUGAAUAGUUUCAAUGAAGAUCUAAAAGUGCUAGAUUUAGAUGAUGAUUAUGAUUAUGAUCUCCCGGUCCUUAUUGAUAAAUUUGAAAAUACGCUGAAAGAAACAUUACAGCAACAUGCCCCACAAAAACGACGAAUUAUAACUCUCCGUCCUCUAUCACCAUGGUACAAUGAAGAGAUUGGUCAAGAAAAAAGAAAUCGCAGGAAAUUAGAGCGCCGCUGGCGCGCAUCUGGAUUAUGUAUUGACAGACAGUUAUAUGUUAAACAAUGUGAGACAGUGAAUGCCAUGAUAAAGAAUGCUAAGACAACAUACUAUUCAUCGGUUAUUUCUAGCAAUGCACAUAAUCAGAAAGUGUUAUUUAGUACGGUUGAUAAAUUACUCCAUCGAAAGCCAGAAAAGCGCUAUCCAACUGCGUCAUCAACGACAGAACUCGUGAAUAAAUUUGCAGAUUUCUUCAGUAAUAAGAUUACUACUAUACGGCAAGAACUAGUCAUUGAUUCUUCCCACUGUAAUCAGCUAAAUCAAGAGGAGCAAUAUGUACAAUGCGCUAAAUUCAUUAACUUUCAAGAAGUCACGGAACAUGAAAUUAAAAAUAUUAUUGAUAUAGUUGGAAAAAAAUCUUGUGAACUUGAUCCAGUUCCCACAAAAAUCUUUCAAAGUCGUCAGAAGACUCUCUUACCUAUAAUUACUAAGAUCAGUAAUGAGUCACUUCGGUCAGGUUGUAUGCCUGGAAAACUAAAAGAAGCCGUGUUGGAACCAAAACUAAAGAAAGAUUCGUUGGAAUACGAAGAAUACACAAAUUUUAGACCUAUUUCAAAUUUAAAACUCCUGUCUAAAGUAAUUGAGAAGGCCGCCGUCGGUCAGCUUCUGGAACAUUUGGCUAAUAACAACCUAGAAGAACCUUUCCAGUCGGCAUAUAAAGUUAACGUUUUCAUAGCGUGGAAACAACCUUAUUAUUACGAUAUUCUUGUGGCUAUUGAUAAUCAUAAGUGUGUUGUGUUGUUACUACUAGAUAUGUCAGCAGCAUUCGAUACUGUUGAUCACGAAAUUUUAUUACAAAGAAUGUUCAAACGAUUUGGGAUAGAUGGACAAGUAUGGAAAUGGUUUCAGUCCUAUCUUCAAAAUAGAACGCAAAGUGUAGUAAUUGAUGGUGUUAAAUCUAUCUCUAAAGACUUGAGCUGUGGAGUCCCACAAGAAUCAGUUCUCGGACCUAUAUUAUAUUUACUAUACACUUCACCCCUUGGUGAUAUCAUCAGAGGUCAUGGUCUUGACUUUCACUUUUACGCAGAUGACUCGCAAUUAUAUCUCGCUUUUGAGUCAACCACUGAAGAAAAAGCGGGAGCACUGGUACAAAUUGAAAUGUAUGUGAAGGAGAUUGAUUUGUGGAUGGUCAAAAAUAAAUUAAAAUUGAAUGGGGACAAGACUGAGUUACUAGUAAUCAAUGCACGAAAUCGUUUAUGCCCUGCUGUACACCAUAUAAAAAUAUCUAAGUCAAUAGUUCAAUCAAGUACUUCAGCACGAAACAUCGGUGUAACUUUCGACCAACACAUGUCAAUGGAUAAACAUAUUACCAACAUUUGCAAGAACUGUUUUUUCCAUUUGAGGAAAAUAGCAAGAAUAAAAGAGUACUUAUCAAAAUCAGAUAUCCAAACUCUAGUUCAUGCCUUUAUUACAUCGAAACUGGAUAAUUGCAACUCUUUGCAAUACGGACCACCUAAAUUUCUUAUGGAUCGGUUACAGAAUGUGUAAAACUGUGCUGCUCGUCUGGUGACAGGAAGCAGAAAAUACGACCAUGUUACUCCAUUAAUGAAACAAUUACAUUGGCUCCCCAUUAGUCAACGCAUCAUCUAUAAAAUUGUUCUUAUUACAUAUAAAUCCCUGAAUGGUGCUGCUCCACAUUACAUUAACAAUAUGCUAAAAUCUUACACACCAUCAGCAAAUUUACGCUCUUCAUCCAAGGGACUGCUCACAAUACCCUCAGUAAAAUUGGUUAACUAUGGCGAACGAUCGUUCUCAUAUGCGGCACCGAAACUGUGGAACGAACUACCAGAACAUGUUAGAAAGAGUGAGACCUUGCCUAUUUUUAAAACUAGAUUAAAGACACAUCUUUUUAAACAGUGUUAUGACUAAGUACUAUUUUAACAAGAGUAUUACCAAUUUUAUAGUAUUUUAUAUAGUUUUGUUUUAAUAUUGUCAACAUUUAUAGCAUAAAGUAAUUUUAUAUUCAUAAUGAAAAGAACACUGAUAUAGUACUUUUAGUAUAGUUAAUGUAUGUAUUACCAACCUUAGUAUUAUGCAUGUACUUAUAUAUAGUAUAUAUUUUUAACACUUAAUGUUAAACGCUAUUGAGCUACAGGAAAUGGCGCUAUAUAAAUGAGUAAUAAUAAUAAUAAAAAUAAUAAUAACAUAGUCAGGCGUAAAUAUAUAUGCCUCUAGUUUUGCGAGUCUUGCGAGAGGAUUUCAACAACUCGGUCGCGGUUGAUUCGAUUUUGAAUUUUUUUACUGGACAGUGUUACAAAACUCAAGAUGCCUUGUUUCUGUGUUUCAGUUAAUGCAUCGCCGUGAUAUGUUUGCUAUAUUGCCAAGACGGGGAAUUUCGUGUGCGUGGCUGUCUAGUAAUCAAGCAUGUCAAGACAAGAUGGGAGUCUUUAUAGGCCUAUUUAUAUCGAGGCGAAUUACCCGGCAAGUGGAGUUUCUACUCGUCAACGACAAGAUCCCGGCUAUAUUAUAGAAACUUAUACAGUAUAGUAAAUCCGGGGGACUGAGGACUGUUUACAUGUAGUAAAGAAUAUAAACUCGCCAGUGAAGAGUUCCCGGCAGAAAGAGGCGAGAUAUUGCCUUCGGCGAGAUGAAUCUUUACCAUAUUAAAAGAUGUUCGGGUAUUUGUUAACUCGGCCGCCCGAGAUCGAAUAUAUGUGUAUAAAUGUAUGUGCUUUGCAUUUGAAAUAUAAUAUACUGUUCAAAAAUACAUACGAAUCAUUAGAUAAGUUCUAUUCGCCAAUUGCAGAGUAACUCGCCUCCAUAUAAACAGGGCCUUCGAAGGCAAAUAUUUGUUUGUAUUAUAUGAUGAACAAGAAAUGCUCCAAAGUUCAAUCUACCGAGGGGAAGAUACUUUUACUGUAUAUACUAAAAUACCCACUGUGAAUAACAAAUUCACCACAAACUCGACAAUACUCGUCUCCGGCGCUUUUUUGUAACACUUUUAACAGGUGUACGGUCUAAUGCCAUGUGGUCAUAUAAUAUUAUUCAGUUUAUUUUACUAUAAAGACUCGCUAAUUUUAAUUUUUUGUUUUGAAAUUGUCACAUUCUGUCGCAAUUUCCAUCGCUCAAAUGUUCGGUUGAACACGCCCAAAUCAUCAUCAGUCAAAAAUAAAUACGUGUCCUAUUGGCUAACGUUUGAUUGACAUGCGACAGUUAAAACAGUAAAAGCCAUAGAAGUGUUCCAGAGGUUCUUCCCGCUCGCCGCCUCCCAGCUUGAAUCCUCCUGUAUCCCUCAUUAUCCCCCUACGAACGUGGAAGAACCUCUGGCACCCAGGGUAAAGUUAGGGUAAAAUAUUUAAAAUAUUGGUAAAUUCAAGACCCUAGCUAGCCUUUUAGCUCUUCACGAUUCGCGCCACGCAUAUUAAUCACGAUUCACGGAAUGGCAUUUCUUUAAAUCACAAAUCACGAAGCACGAAUAAUUGCUAAUCACGAGUCACGAAAAUAUCCUUGCCCCCACCCCUAUAUUUGUAUAUUUUGUUUUAUUCAUUAAAAAUUUAUACUAAAACUAUUAUUCGCCUCAAGCUCAGUGAUUACGGUGAACAUUCACCUCGAUUUCGUCUCGGUGAAUAUUCACCGUGUUAAGCCCGUAUUGUUACACGAUCUCCUAAUUUAAUACGAUAAAAAGGAGCAAGUUAUACGAUGAUAAGGGGCAAGUUAUGAUUAUUGGUGGGUUCUAGACGCCGGAAAAGAAACACAAAACAACGUGGCCAGGGGCGGAUUCAGCGUUUUAAUCUGACCGUAGCAUUUUGGAUGAAAUGAACAUGGGGGGUUUGGGGGCAUGCCUCCCAGAAAAUUUUUGAAAUUUGAAGCCCGCAGUACCAUUUCCCACAUUUUGGGGCCGGAUUUUUGUGGUGGCGUGCGGUGAAUUGUGGGGGCGCAUCAUCAUUAGCAUAGACUGUGGUGGCGCAUCAUUAUUAGCAUACGUCAUAAUUAUAUGCAUGACGUCACGCGGGCAAGUUUGGACGAGAUCGUGUGAGCGUCCCCCCACGUCCCCCACGAGCGUCCACCCACGUGAGUGAUACAAUUGAGGGAUUAAGAUUGACUUACUACGAAUAGUUCGAGCCGCUCACAUGGCAAAAUUGUUAUCGAAAUUAAUAUAUAGCAGUGUUAUAGUCGUAUCUUUCCUCGGAAGAAAUGAAUUUCCACAGGUAUAUUGAAGGAUUUUUCGUAUGUUUACAAAAUUAUAGCGAGGAAUCUAUUCGUCACAAAAAUCGAAACAUAUUUUAAACAGAACUAAACAGUUGCUAAUCCCGGCUUAACAUGGUUGUCAACGUCGUUGUAGAUGCCACUAUGGAAAAAGAAACGAUCAUGGGUCAAACCAUUCCUGUAAGAAUAACAACUCAUAACUACAAUUACAAGAGGUUUCGGAAUAAAUAUAAAACGUCCGAUUUUAACUUGGUUAAAAUUCCACUAGAUGAAGCUGUUAAAUUUGAACAUGUCCCAAAAAUAAUGCUGUCUAAUGUCAUGUCACUCGUUCCAAAAGUUGACGAAGUUCGCGAAUUUAUUCACCGGAAUCAAAUCAGCCUGGUAUUUAUCACAGAGACCUGGCUUAAAGCUUCUAUUCCUGACAGCGUGGUGAACAUUCCCGGUUUUUCAAUAAUACGUAGGGAUCGAAUUAACAAAUCCCAUGGUGGGGUUUGUGCAUACGUUAAUAACCGAGAUGUUAAAUAUAAACAGAUUUUAGAGUUAUCUUGCUGCCAGGAGCACGAAAUCCUAUGGCUGCACCUUAGACCUACUCGUAUUUCACGCAAGUUCUCAUGUAUUAUCGUAGCUAUAGUAUACCACCCCCCUGGAGCAAAUGAUUAUUCUAUGAGAGACCAUUUAUUCCAGUCAUUAAAAAAGGCAGAGUCAAAAUUUCUAAACUGCGCACUUAUUGUUGCAGGUGACUUUAAUCGUCUUAAUGUUAACAGAAUCAAACAUCAUUUUCAACUGAAACAGAUAGUUCAGACUCCUACCUGCAGAAAUGCGAUUCUCGACAUCAUCUUAACUAAUCUGCACGAGUAUUAUGAAAAACCUCUAAUAAUGCCCCCUUUUGGACUAUCCGACCACAAUACUAUCAUUUCAUCUCCAAAGGAAAGAGCUAAAGAUCUAAUCUCUAAUGGUACCACCUUUAAGCGUAAUAUUAAUCCAAGUUCCAAACGAGCCCUGGGAAGAUAUCUAAACUCGAUUGAUUGGCCUCAAAUUAUUCCAUCUACUAAUGAUUGUGAUCAGUUAUCGAACAUGUUUCAAAACAUAGUCCUUACUGGGGUUAAUAUAUUAAUGCCGAUGACACGAUCAAAGAAAUGUCCUGUCGAUGCCCCCUGGAUAACGAACCAUUUCAAAUCGCUGAUCAUUGAAAGGCAGAAAGCUUUUUCUACCUAUGGCCCUGACUCGAGCAGUUUUAAAUCUCUUCGAAACCAAGUAAAUCGAGAAAGGAAAAUCUGUAAAUCAAACUAUUAUAAACUCCGUGUACAUCAAUUGAAACAAACAGACUCCAAGGAAUGGUGGAAAGAAGUAAAGCGUUUAAGUGGAAUGGCAUCUACUAGAUCUAGUGAUAUUAGAAAUAUAAUAGAUAUUGAAAACCUCGAACAAUUAUCUGAGCAAGAAUUAGCUAACAAGAUCAAUGAAGCUUUCUUGGAUCCCUUAUCUGUAUAUAAACUGCCCAGCCCCCUUCUUCCUUUCGAGCUAGUAGUUAACAACCCUGAGUUUUUAGUAGUCACUGAAGAAACAGUGUAUUCAUAUUUAUCAAAGCUGAACCCUACCAAAACUUGUGGUCCUGAUGAAGUAUCAAAUUGGCUUCUUCGUGAUUAUGCAGCUAUAUUAGCGUUCCCAAUUAGUACCAUCUUAAAUGCUUCCUUCAAGCAACAACGACUUCCAUCGAUGUGGAAACUAGCCAAUGUUUUACCUAUACCUAAAUCUAAGACAGUUCAAAUCUUAGAAAAAGAUCUCAGACCUAUCUCACUGACCCCGAGCAUAUCCAAAGUAGCUGAAGAAUGUGUGGUAAAUAGAUAUAUCAAACCUGCGAUAUUAGACAGUCUCCAUCGUCAUAGAAAAGCGGCGGCUAGUUAUAAGUACUUUUUAGUCUGCCAAGACCACUGGAUGCUAUUUCUAAAUAUUAUUUAGAUCUAUUAGAUCAGUGCUGGUAUGUAUAUUGUAUAUUAAGUCAUAAUAGUAAAGUCAAAAUGAAAAUUUCGAUUUAUAGCAUACGCCAUCUUGAAAGCAUUACUCGGCAGGCGCUCUCGCCUGCAACCCGCAUUUUCCGAACCUGCCCGAAAUGCUCCCUAAGCGCCUGCGGAGGAGGUAGCUUUUUCGGUGCUAAUUUAACACGACAUAAAUAAAAAUAUUUUGCAAAGUGUUAAUUUAACACUCAAAUUGUUUAACACCACUUUAGAGGUGUUAAAAUAACACCCACUUAAGGACAGGUGGUGUUAAAAUAACACCGGUUUCUGGUGCUAAAUUCUUGGUGUUAAAAUAACACCAUAAGUGGUGUUAAGAAUUUGUAUUCCCCAGUGUUAAAUUAGCACUGUUUGUGGAGUUAGAACAUGGGUGUUAAAAUAACACCUUUUUGGUGGUGUUAAAUUAGCACGCAGCACGAGUGUUAAAAUAGCACCUUUUUGGUGGUGUUAAAUUAGCACUGAGCACGGGUGUUAAAAUAGCACCUUUUUGGUGGUGUUAAAACUGUUUGUGCAGUUAGAAUAACAUAUAUUCUUAAACUAAAACACUUUUACAGUAUAACACGGUCUAUAAACACACGUUUUGAGCCUGGUCUACCGUCACAGGCUAGGGCUGGCCGAUUACAGGUAUUUCGCCAAAUUAAUUAAUUGGCAAAUAUUUAUCCGAAUAUUAUUUACUGUUAGCAUGAAACAGCCGCAUAUUAAUUUACUGGCAAAUUAUAAACCAUUUCACAAAUGAAACAUUUGAAUUCAGAAGUUAAUACUUUUAGACAUAUAAAUAAUAAAUUAACAGAAAUAGUUCCCAUGUCACAUGCAUGUGUCAUGUAUGUUUAUGCAUUUCAUCAUACAGAUUGGAAACUGGCAAAAUUGGACCUCAAAAUAUCGCAUUUCAAAUAUUAUAACACGCUAUAAUUUGCAGCAGUAGCAACACAAUAUGAAGAUAACACACAAUGAAGCCGAAAUAUUUGAAUAUUCGCGCGCCGCAUGAUCGAGCUUUCAACCAAUGAGGAUAGCGCCGCCGUGAAAUCUAAUACCUUCUUCUCACAUCAAUACUGGCAUUUAUAUAGUUUGUGGUCGUUUGUAUGGGAAUAUAUCUGCUAUUGUGGUGCGAGGGUUCUAUUAGGAUUGCUUCUAAGUGUCAGUGCGAUGGAAGCGAUACAAACUGAUUAAAAUGGCUUUAGUAUAUUCAUAUUUCAAGCAUAAAGAUGGCUUUAAAACAGUGUGAGGAAGAAGCGAGCAAGGUUGCUGUUUGUAUUUGAAUGACAAAGGUCUGGCCGCCAAUGCAAUUCAAAACGUGUGGUUCACAGCGUCAAUGCUUUAGAAUUAGUUCGCCUGUAACUUCAAAGAUGUGAUAAACGUCGAAAGGAAUAAGGUGAGUUAUUAUAAUACUGCGAGAAUUAUAGUGAUUGUUGUCUGCGAUUGUCGUAUUUAUAAUACGACCGCCAUUAUGCUGAGGCUAUUCUCAUUGCCAUUGCAGUCUCAGUUAAGAAAACUUGCGCGCGUUUUGAUUUACAAGUACUGUAGUUUUGUCUGAUUUAUCUUGCGUUUACUGCUUUCAUUUCAAUUAUAAAGACACGUAUUUUAGAACCUGAGAUGGAAAAUCGGGAAAUGGCUGUUAAAUGCCCAACCUCAACUAUAUCAUGCAAGAUUUUGUGCAUUCUAUUUAAAUUACGCACAACAACACAGACCAACAAUACUUUAUUCAUUAAAUUUCAAUGGCAAACCGAAACGGUAAUGUUUUAUAUUGAUUACUGAACGAUGGAAUUUAUUUUAUUAAUACUGUCUGUGAGAUGAGAUACAGUAUACACUACACAGCUGGACCUGAGCUGGUGUUUCAUGAAUAUUUUUGCCAACUCGAAUUUUAUAUUUGAUUUUUAACCAUUAAUUUAAGCUGCAAUGUUCCCAAAUAUACCUUAUUUUAUUGUUUUAUUCUGGCUAACGCAGACAAUUUUUAUCUAAUUUGCCAAGGGGAUCUUAUACCGUAAACCUCCGACUAUAAGCCCUGGGCUUAUAUACUUUCGUAAGCGAUUUUUGAUGGGCUUAUACAAGGGGGGGGGGGGUAUAUACGCGGGGGACUAAUACAUGGAUGAUCUUUUGUGUUAGUAAUAAACAAAUCAGACAUAAACAAGUCAGUCAUAAACAGGAAAAUAUACAUCCAUUAAUAACGUGCUUUGAUUAACAUAACAUAUAGUCGGCUAUAAAGACAAUGACAAUGUUUUUAAAUAUCGUUCUCUGCUAUAUUAAAAGACAAUGAAAAUGUUGAAUAACGUAGUGGGCUACUGGGCUUAUAUUCGGGGGACUUAUAUUUGGGGGGCUUAUAUUUGGGUGUGCUUAUGUUCGGGGGGGGCUUAUAUUUGGAAUGAAUUGAGCGUUAGUAUAUGUGGUGGGCUUAUAUUCCGGGGGGCUUAUAUUCGGGGGGGGGCUUAUAGUCGGGGGGGGGCUUAUAGUCGGAGGUUUACGGUAUAAUGACAGAGAUAAUUUUACCUAUCAUUGGGCUAUCAAUGGGAGAGUCCUGAGUAUUAAUAUUUAAGAGUGAAAAUAUUGAUUAUGAUAUAAUGUUCACAUUAUAAAAUCCCCAAACAUAAUUCUCUUUCUCGACCAUGUCAAAAGAUACACUAAACCUAAUAAGUUCUUAUUGCAACAGAUUCUCAUUUUAAAGUAGAAUAAUUGCCACAUGUAGCACUUGUUAAGGUGAGAUAGCACAUCUCUUAUCCAUCCAGGACAAAUGACCCAUUUGACACAGUUAAUUAACACUAUAAUGGGGGUAAUUUUUCUUUCUUAAAAUGGCAAUGUAUCGAUAUGAUUUUUCAAUGGCAAAAUGCAAUUGGACUGUACGGGCCAGUCUGUACCAGUGACUAAUUAUAUAGUUAAGCUAGGUGACACUUGCUCGAUGGCUUCCCUGUUAGAUACUGUACUCCUUUUGAAAAAUAUUAAUUGCUACAUGUAGUGUUAAGGUGAGAUCAUGGCACAUCUCUUAUCCGUCCUGGACAAAUGACCCAUUUGACACGGGUAACAUUAUAAUGAAGUAGUUUUUCAUUCUUGAAAUGGCGAUGUAUUGACAUUAUUUUUCAAUGGCAAAAUGGAAUUGAGCUGUAACAGUGAUUAAUCAUAUAGUUAAGGGACACUUGCUCAAUGGCUACCCUCUGUUAUAUACUGUGCAUACUCCUUUUGAAGCAAUUAAAAUUGCUACAUGUAGUGUUAAGGUGAGAUGGCACAUCUCUUAUCCUAUCAUUGCAUGUGAUCAAUGCUUAUUUGUCUCAACAUUCAACAAAGAGAUGGUUUGCGCUCUAGCUAGCUAUCUCACUGACAAUUAGAUAACGAGUAGCGUAAAGCCAAUCAGAAUACAGCAUUUGCAUUAGAACUUGACAACAUUUAAAAUUACUAAAUAUAUAUACUGUAUAGACUAAUGUGAAAAUGAAUACUUUUAGGAUGACGACCCCAUUGUCCAUUGAUGAAGAAGUGAGGAAAUCAACCUACAGUAUAGCUAUCCUUGAAUCUUGGCAUCAGGUGACAUUGCAUCCUUGGACCCAUUUUACAUUGCUGCCGUGGGGGAAAUUUACUUGCGUUUUGCUGGUAAAAAUAUUCCACAUAUGCUACAUUCAAUGUUCUAAAUAUGGAAUACACUCCAGGUGUUUCGAGUGUUUAUGCAUUUCUAGAAUUUAGAAGCUGUCACCUUAAACCGCCCUGCUGAUGCCGAGAACAAAAUUUCUGUACAACAACUUUUAAGUGAGCUUGGACUCUGAAAUUAAUCGUGAUAAAUACUUAGUUCAUAUAAAUUCAUGCAUGUUAAAGAUAUUUCUUAUUUAUAAUAAUAACCAAUUUUGAACCUAUAUUUCUCUUUUGUGUGUGUCUUAAUGUGCCUGGUUGAAAGUGUUAAAUCAACACCUUAAAUCUGGUGUUAUUUUAGCACCAGAUAGGAAGAGGUGUUGCUUUGGCACUGCCAAAUCAGGUGUUAUUUUAACGCCACACUAUAGGUGUUAAAUCAACUCUUAAAACUGGUGUCACUUUAGCACUUAAAAGUGGUGUUAGUUUAACACUAUAAACAGGUGUUAAAUUAACCCCAAAAACUAGUGCUAAUUUAACACUAAAAAUGGGUGUUGUUUUAGCACCAUAACUAGUGUUAUUUUAACACUUUUUUAGUGGUGUUAGAAUAGCACCAAAAAGUAGUGUUAUUUUUUACCUAAUUUUUUAACACCACUUUUUGGUGUUAUUUUAACACCCUAAAAUUAACAGUGUAUCAGACCUAACACGAUAAUUGAUUGUAUCUCGUAUGAAGAAGCCAACACCACAACCAGAUCUAUUCUAUGUUUGCCAACCCAAGAAUAACCGUAUACCAAUAUAUUAGUCAUACUGAUACUAGUCAUGUAAGUUCAGUACAGAAAAGUAAGUGUGACUGUCAAUAUGGACUGUUGGUCGCUGAACUUGAGGGGGCUAAUGUAGAUCUAGUUAUCUUGCAAAAAAAUGUCAAUACUAAUAUAACUUCAGCGCAGAAAACGCAUGACGAUGAGGUGGCCCAACUGAAAUACAUUUACGCGAAGGAAAGGGAACGGUGCGAGCUGCUCGAAUCGGAUAUAUCAAUAUUAGUGAGGGGAAGAGAUAGGAAGAUUAAUAACGAACUAAAUAACAUCAUUGUGUCACUUGAAAGUAAAGUUGAAUCAAUGGAAGCGUUAAAUCAUCGUUGAGAAAAUCAGUUAGUGAACAAUCAACAAAGUGUAUACAAAACAAUUACGAUAUGAGCAAAACAAGUGAACAUGGAAACAAUUAUGCUAAUUCGAAGCCUUUUUCCACGUCUGCUCUGAUGACCUAUUCAUAAAACCUUCAAACAAUAUGGAACCCUCCCCCCUCCCAUUACCAAAUUACCUUGUCAAAAAAGAAACCACUACUAAUCACGGAAGGACCGAAACAAUAUGUCAAUCGCGCGAAGUUCCAGCCGAAUAUCUAAGGCAUAACAAUAACCAGCUUCAUCAGAAUCGACAAAACUGUUCAUCCCAGAACCUUUUGCCUAAUUGUAAAGACAAACCAAGUCUGAUUAGUGUCCAAGUGCAAAACAAGCGCGAUAGCAAACCAUGUAGUUCACAAAUAAAAUCGCCUGAGAAACAUAUGUACCUCUCACGGCACAAAUAAUUAUGAUAAAUUGAACACCGUACAACAACGUGCCGUCCGUCAUACAGCCUGAUAACCAAAACGGUUGCCAAAUAAUACAUUCCUGUUCGUAUUACUCAAAGAGGACACCCAAACUCGACGCGUAUAGAGAACACUUUCGGAAAGCAAGAAACUCCAAUAUUGCACUCAAUUCUCGUCAGACAAAAAAAAUGACGGUUUUCGCGUACACACCCGGCGGAAGGACCUAAUAAACUGGUUUAAUCACUACUAUUAGAGGCCACGGCUGAGCCAACCCAUUUUGUACCUACACUAUGUUUGACUAACGUAAUGUCACUGGCUCCAAAAAUUGACGAAUUGCUUGUUUUUCUUCAACACGACAAAAUUGAUAUUUGUUGUAUUACAGAAACCUGCAUGGCUUAAAGACACAAUAGACGAUAAUGUCAUGAAUAUUCAAAAUUACUAUUGCGGUAAGAUAGAAUACACGCCCAACACGGUGGAGUGACCCUUUAUAUAAAAGAUAAUAUUAAACUCGACAGAUUAUAUGAGUAUGAAUAUGCAUAUAAUAAUCACUGAUUGAGGUCCUUUGGUGCAAAGUGCGACCAAAAGUCGCCUUCCCCGAGGUUUCUCAGGACUAAUAGUAUGAGUAUUAUCCCAUCCACCAUCCUCAAAUGACGACAAAUGGAAGAGUAUCUGUUGGAUACCUUAUCCAAUAAUCUUACUAACAGGAGACUUUAACAGGUUAGAUGUAAGUCAAAUGAUCAAUCAUUUCCGCAUCAAACAGCUGGUUCAUUUUGCCACUCGAGGAGACAAUACCUUAGAUUUGAUUUUAACGAACUGGAACGAGUAUUACUUAAAACCUGUUAAAACCUGUUAAGCUUCCAUGGGCCCUUCGGUCUAUCCGACCACUGUAUAGUUACAAUCUAUCCGAAAGUAAGAUCUAAAUGUGUAAAACCUUUUUAAAAAAAAAUUUCAUUAGAGAUAUGCGCUUGAGUUCCAAACAGGCAUAGGCGUCGAAAGAUCGAUAAAUGGGGGGACCAUAUUCAUAUAUUCGUGUUCUGCAUUAUUAAUUUCUUUUGAAAGCGAUUGUUUUUAAGGUCUGUGAACACGAAUAUAUGAAUAUGGUCCCGCCAACUUAUCGAUCUUUCGACGCCUAUGGAAACAGGCUGUUGGCAGAUGCUUACUCACAUUAAUUGGUCAACUAUUGAUAUUCUCCAGGAUACUGAAGAAAAGUGUCAAUUCUUUAAUAACAUUAUACAUCUCGGACUGGACACAAUCAUGCCUGCGAAAACUAUAAAAAUACAUACCCAGGACGCUCCGUGGAUAACUGGCCAUUUGAAAUCUCUUAUUCAAAAACGCCAGAAAGCCCUUUCCCAAGGUUGUCUCACCAAGUUUAGAUUUUAUCAAAAUCGGUUUAAACGCAGUAAGUCCGUAUACCAUCAAACGAAGGUAAAAGAUCUCAAGGAUACUAAACGAAAGAAAUGGUGGGCGGAAUGUAAAAAAAUAUGUGGAAUGAAUAAACCAACAAAAGAUAUCGUGAACUUGUUACUUUCCAACGACUCCCCAUCUUAUGAAGAUGAACUGAAGUUAGCAAACUAGAUAAAUUCCGCCUUUCUUCGACCACAACAAGAAUAUACACCCUUGUCGCAAACAAAUAAACUAGACACCACUAAUUUCGAACUGCCUUCAAUAUACUCCAAUACAGUGUUAAGGCAACUUUGCCUGGUCUCUGCAUCCAAGGCAAGCGGUCCCGAUAAUAUUUCAAAUUGGAUGCUCAAAGACUUUUCAGAUAUUUUGACCAUGCCUCUCUGCAAGAUAAUAAAUUCAUCCCCCGCUGAGAAACAGCCACCUUGUAUUUGGAAAUGUGCCAAUGUCACACCAAAAGGCAACCUGAUAAACUGCAUGGUCAUACACGUGGGCACAAAUAAUAUACGAAGUUCGACGCCGCAGAAUAUUGCUGACGAAGUUACUAAAGUGGCACACCAGUUCAAACAGGAAUCGAUGAAAACAAGAAUAAUUAUUUCAUCCUUGAUCAUUAGAAGCGAUAAUCCUGAAUUUGGAAAUAAGAUAAAAGAGAUCAAUGUUCCUUUGAAACUGAAGUGUGAAGAAAACAAUUGGUCGUUUAUAGAUAAUAGUAAAAUAAACAGUUUAUAUUUAAAUCGCAGGGGCUUACACUUAACUCAUGAAGGGAGUGCCCUAUUACAGGCUAAUAUAGGAAAUGUAUUAAAAUGAUAUGAUAAGAGGCUGAGGGAAAAAGAUAAUGAGACAAAUUGGUCAAAUAUUCCUAAAUUAAGGGGUUUUAGAAUGGCUAUGCUCAAUAUAACUAGCCUUCCGAAACACCUUGACGAAAUUCGCCUGCUAUUGCAUGAUAAAAAAUUGGACGUCACUUGGCACUAAAUGAAACUCGCCUUGACUCCUCUAUUUCGGACGACCUUAUGAGUAUCGAGGGUUAUGAUAUACUGCACUCUGAUCGAAAUAGUGAGUGUUUCAUUUUUUCGAGUGUUUAUGGACCACCAAAUACUACUGUUGAGACCUUUUCAAAAAUUGAAAGGCUAAUUCAACUAGUGAAUAAUGAAAACAAAGAAGUUUACAUGUUAGGUGAUCUGAACUGUAAUCUCUAGCUACUCGAUUCAAAUUUGUCGAAUGUUAAAAUGCUUCAGGAAAUAAUGCAACUGUACCAAUUAACACAAAUAAUUGAUCAUACACGUGUUACUAAAUGUACAAAAUCAAUACUUGAUGUUUGAUUACUUCCUCUCCGGUUAAAAUUAUAAGGGUGUAAGGCGCCCAAAAUGGCUGCCACGCUGUUGCGAGCUCUGUGUUUUUUAGCUUUGAUUGGUCUUACUAUACAUUGUUUGGCUAAUCCUAUUACAUCAACAAAUAGUAAUGUGGAUGUAUUGUAUCUUUUGCGAAAUUCAUGCUGGUCUGAAGUGUGUAUGGGGAGAUAUCCUAAUUUGUCCUCCGUUGUUAUUCGUGUGAAUUGCAUUUGGGACUCUCGUAGUAGAAUUGGGUUUUGUAUCUCCAAAUGGUCUAAACAUGGGGAAACAGUACUGGCUAUACCCGCUCACAACCCUUCAAUAAAUGUUACGAUAUGUAUGGAUGUCCAUCCUAAUCCAGGACCUGCUGUUAACGAGGUAAACGAACACAAUUUGGGUAAGAACUCUGUAAACGACAGACAUUUUCAAACUACACCUUCGUCUUGCAUGGGUGGUUCUGUGAUUAACUUUUCUCGCUCACAGCUUAUUAACCUUCGUUAUGAGUCUAAUUUUCCAGUUUCUUCAAGAUUAUUGGCCUUAUUAAAGAGUCAUAUGCUACUUAAAUAUAGAGGAUCUAGAGCUGGAAAAAAACAGCGAAUUCGCCAAAUUUUUGUUCAGGCUGGUCAUAGAAUAUCGCACAAAAGGAAUUAUAAUCGGUAUGCAGAUUUUACUAAUCUCACCCAUAUUCACUGUCUACCAUUAUCUAAAGUUAACAGUCAAAAACCGGCGGUUGAAUCUAUGACAAUGGCAUAUGUAAACUGUCGUUCGAUAAAUAGAAAUGGGUUUAAGCUAAAAGAUUGUGUUGUUGAUAAUGACUAUGAUUUAAUAGGUAUUACUGAAACGUGGCUGCCAAUUGAACAAUCCUUAUCGAACCAUAUAAUCAGAGACUUUUGCCCAAAAGGCUACAAGAUGGUUCAUAUUCCACGGAGUUCCAGCCAAAGAGGUGGCGGUGUAGGUAUAUUGCACAAAGAUACUCUUGACUUGAAAAUUACUGAAACUGUGAACACUUUCGCCUCAUUUGAAUGUAUUGAACGGCUUCUCAAAUUAGACUCCACGUGGAUAAGAGUUGUUGUAGUUUACCGACCUCCUGUUUCAAGUGUAAAUGCCUUGAGUGUAUCGAUGUUUUUAAGUGAGUUUUCGGUUUAUUUGGAAAAUCUAGUGCUGUUACCCGGCGAAGUCCUUAUCAUGGGUGAUUUUAACUUUCAUACGGAUGACUUGACGAACCAUAACGCUUGUGAGUUCUCAAAUUUAUUAGAUACAUUUAAUAUGUCGCAACAUGUUAGUGAACCUACUCACCAGUCUGGUCACACACUUGACCUACUUAUAACGAGACAAGAUUCGAACUUAAUAAAUGGUAUAUGUGUCCACACACCUUGGAUAAGUGAUCACAGUAUUGUGCAGUUUAAAACCACCACAAAGAAACCGAGUGUUGCUCGGAAAACAAUAUCUUAUCGACGAUGGAAAUCACUUGAUGUAAACCAGUUUCGGCAGAGUAUAGAUGAUAUUGACAUUCAAUCUGUCAACUCGCUUUCUGAUCUUGCUCUGUUGUACAACAGUGCCUUACGUGAUCUUUUAGAAAAACAUGUUCCCUUGAGAAGUAAAACUGUCACAUUACACCCACAAGCUGAAUGGUUUGAUGCCAAGUUGCUAAUAGAAAAGAGAGCAAAAAGAAAGUUGGAACGUAAGUUCCGAUUAUCUAAUUCACCUGAAGAUAUUCGUCAGUUCAACGAGCACUCAGAGUAUUACAGUCACUUGCUAGUUACAACGAGACAGAAAUUUUACACAGAUAAGAUUGAGGCAAAUUAUGGUGAUCAGAAAGUACUAUUCCAAGUGUUAGAUAAACUUUUACACCGUGAGAAUCAACGUCAAUUUCCACCGCAUGAUAAUCUUGAUAAUCUUACAAAUAUGUUUGCGGAUUUUUUUGUCCGGAAAAUUGAUACAAUUCGCUCUCAACUACAUUUGGCUACUGUCGAUAAUCUGCUAGGAUUUGAAUCUUCCUGUGAGACCGUUGAAAAGUUGGAAUAUUUUAGUUCAGUUUCUGAGCAUCAGAUUGAAAACAUUAUUCGGUUAACUAACAACAAAUCAUGUGAACUUGAUCCAAUUCCAACUUGGCUCUUGAAGCAAUGUAUUCCUGUCUUACUCCCGAUUAUAACAAAAAUUGUUAACCUGUCGUUGCAUGAUGCAUUCAUGCCUACCCUGUUCAAACAAGCCUUUUUGACACCAAUACUGAAGAAUAUUUCCCUCAGCACAGAUGAAGAAAACAGUUUCAGACCAAUAUCUAAUCUUUCUUAUGUCUCAAAAUUAAUUGAGAAAGUG